This is a messenger RNA of Pseudophryne corroboree (corroboree frog), 2252 nucleotides long. RefSeq names its product RIC8 guanine nucleotide exchange factor B (gene RIC8B). Gene Ontology annotation, biological process: G protein-coupled receptor signaling pathway. Lineage: Eukaryota; Metazoa; Chordata; Amphibia; Anura; Myobatrachidae. Gene Ontology annotation, cellular component: plasma membrane; cytoplasm. The record is from RefSeq and is a predicted model, not a curated record. The transcript has 10 exons. Gene Ontology annotation, molecular function: guanyl-nucleotide exchange factor activity; G-protein alpha-subunit binding. The coding region runs from base 267 to 1871 and encodes 534 amino acids.
UCACAGCCAAGGUGGGAGGGCACGGCAAGCAGUUUAGAGAGCUCCGUGUAUGAAUGAAUAAGUUGCGUAGGGUCGUAUUACCAGUGUUUGUACACUAACGCUCAAGCUAGGUGAAGCAGAGCAGCGGUAAGCAAGUUCGGUUGUCACCGUGUCACUGCGCAUGCUCAGUGAUAGAGGCUGGCUCUGCGCAUACACGGUGAGGGAGGCUCAGUGAGUAUGUAAUAAAGGUUUCUGGCUGUAGUUUCCUCCUCACCUCCCGCACAGACAUGGACCUGGACGCGCUGCUGGGGAAUGUCAGCCCAGGGAACCACGAGGAGACGGAGUCCUCCCUGCGAGAGUACAACAGCCAGAAUCGUACCUUGUUUCAGUUUGAUCCAGCUGAUGAAGAGAAGAGGAAGAAACUAUGUGAAGCUAUAUUUGAAGUACUGGAUAAAGGAACCAGCAUAUCCUGCCAGAUCAUAUGCUUGGAGGCUCUCCGGAUCCUUUCCAGAGAUAAAAAGGUUUUAGUCCCAGUGACCACAAAGAAAAAUAUGCAGAUUCUUAUGAAACUUGCCAAGCUGGACCCUGAACUGAAUACUCUGGGUGACGUAAUGAAUUUCCCCGUCAUUGUGGAGGCAUUGAAGUGCUUGUGUAAUAUUGUCUUUAACAGUCCGGUGGCGCAGAAGCUGAGCCUGGAACUGAAUCUUGCUACGGGACUUUGCAGGCUCUUGGAGAAAUGCACGGACCGGCGUACAGUCAAUGACAUUCGCUGCUUUAAUCUGCGACUGCUCUUUCUACUCACACUUUUGCAUACAGACAUUAGGGCUCAGUUGAAACAGGAGCUGCAAGGACUGCCCCUGCUAACACAGACCCUGGAGAGUAUUGUGGGGAUUCAUUGGGAAGGGAAAUACCAGGCCCUUACAGAGCGGAAUGGUCCUCCACUCUCUGUGCAGGUGACAGACUGCACCAUAGAGGCGUUAAAAGCACUUUUUAACGUGACGCUGGACAGCUGGAACGUCCACAGUGAGAGUGAUGCUCACCAGUUCCGGCACUUGACUGCCAUUUUACGGCACAUUUUGCUGUCCCGGGGUCCAUCUGAAGAAAAAACAGAGGAGAUGCACAGCAAUACAGUCAACUUGUUGAGCAAUGUUCCAGUUUCGUGCCUUGAUGUCCUUAUCAGCCCGGCAGGGAAAGAAAUGUCUGCAAAUAACAACGAGCCAGAUAUGGAGGCCAUUCAGCUCAUUCUGGAUUUUAUGGAGAAGAGGAUAGACAAGGGCUGCAGCUACAGAGAAGGCCUCACACCAGUCCUUAGCUUGCUUACAGAAUGUUCCAGGGCACAUAGAAAUAUCCGCAAGUACAUCAAAGCGGAGGUUCUUCCGCCUCUGAGAGAUGUAUCCAGCCGCCCAGAAGUGGGCACAACUGUAAGGAACAAAUUGGUGCGACUGAUGACCCACGUGGAUUUAGGGGUGAAGCAGAUUGCAGCUGAAUUUCUGUUUGUUCUUUGCAAGGAGCGAGUGGAUAACUUGCUGAAGUAUACGGGUUACGGAAACGCAGCCGGUCUUCUUGCUGCCAGAGGUCUCCUGGCUGGUGGGAGAGGGGACCACUGGUAUUCUGAUGAUGAGGAUACGGACACUGAAGAGUAUAUCAAGGCAAAACCAAACAUUAACCUCAUAACUGGUCACGUGGAGGAACCAAUGCCGAAUCCUAUGGAUGAAAUGACAGAGGAGCAGAAGGAGUAUGAGGCGAUGAAACUCGUCAACAUGUUUGAUAAACUUUCCAGAGAAGAGAUGAUCAAACCAAUGGGAGUCAGAGCAGACGGAACAAUGGCUCCGCUGGAAGAAGCGAUAUGCUGUCAGCAGGUCCCUGAGCCGGACAGUUCAGAUUCGGACUAAGCGCGUUGGCCGCUACUUGUUUUGUUUGUUUUUCUACAGUGAUAUCUAUUGCUAUUUAUACUCUUGAUAUGUCAGAAUUUAUUUUCUCUUUAAGGAGUAUUAUCUGAAAUAAUGAUUUUGUUACAUUUUCCACUGUCCCUUGAGAAAACGAAACCAUCAGAGUAACGGACGCAAGAUUAAACCCUUGACCGACGAACGCAAAAUAUUUAAGCUGCCCAAGGCUCCUCUAAUAGGUGCUUAUACAGCUGUGCACUGGAGAAAGGGUACGGUAGUCCGCUGCUGUUGGUUUAUUGCCAUUAUUCAAGUACAUUUUAAAAAGGCUUCACAAAUAGCGUCACUGUUGCGUGCAUUGGUAUAACAUUAAAGGACCACUAAACCUCA